GUGUUCGUACUGAAGCGUCUUCGCGGUUGCCCUUAGGGACGCGGUGCGGUAGCCAGGGGCAGGCUCACGGAGCGCUUCAGAUGGCUUCUCAGAAAGGGAUGCCCUCCUCGGCCCUGCGGGUUCUGGAAGAAGCGUUGGGCAUGGGCUCGACGGCUGCCGGGGACACCGCGGAAGCGGUGGCCGCCGAGGGCGCCUACUACCUGGAGCAGGUCACCAUAACUGAAGCAUCUGAAGAUGAUUAUGAAUAUGAAGAGAUACCAGAUGACAAUUAUAGCAUUCCAGAGGGUGAAGAAGACCUGGCAAAAGCAAUUCAGAUGGUCCAAGAACAGGCUACAGAUACUCAAAUUUUGGAGCAGAAAACAGUCCUUUCUUCAAAGCAUGCAGUACCUGAAGCAAUAGAAGACUUUCUCUGCAAUUUCCUGAUCAAAAUGGGAAUGACUAGGACUCUUGAUUGCUUUCAGUCUGAAUGGUAUGAGUUAAUACAGAAGGGAGUAACUGAACUUAGAGGUGGCGGGCAUGUUCCAGAUGUCUACACCCAGAAUAUGCUUUUAGAAAAUGAGAACAAAAUUUUGAAGAAAGAAUUGAAGCACUAUAAACAAGCAGCUGACAAGGCUAGAGAAGAUCUGCUGAAAACUCAGAAAGAACGUGAUUUUCAUCGAAUGCACCACAAGAGAACAGUCCAGGAGAAAGACAAAUUAAUUAAUGACCUCAAAGGGUUGAAGUUACAUUACGCAUCUUAUGAACCAACUAUAAGAGUAUUAUAUGAGAAGCACCACGCUUUACUGAAGCAGAAAAUGCUGACCUCUUUGGAAAGAGACAGAGCAGUGGGACAGAUUUCUGGACUUCAAGAAACACUGAAGCGUAUGGAAAUAGGGCAUAGUUUCCAUGCUCCUGAAAUCAGAGUUGUUCCGAAUUGUGAAAAGGAAAAUGCACCAGAAGGUCCUACUCAGAAAGGUCUUCUUGAAGCCAGAGAACAAAGCAAACAUAAAACAAAGAUGAAAGUUAAUACAAAGGCCUCCAACAGAAAUCAAGAGGGUGCCUGUGAGCUCAGUGCAAGAUCAGCCCUCUGUCCAACUCCAUGCCUCCAUCAUCAGGAGUGGAGAGGGAACUCUCAAACUUGGAAUAAGAUCACACCUCUUCAGGACAUCUUUGGCAGGAGACAACAGAGUGCCCAAGCACUCAGAGUUCUGUGCUAUAAAUACUCAUGCCACAGCUGUUCAAGCUACCAUCUUACUUCAUCAAAUGUGGAGUUGAGAAGUGACAUCCAUAACCAGCUCUCCUGAGAUACCUCCGGUCUGCCUUGACCUGUAGCAGUCUCAAGGGUGAUUUCUCUCUACUCCCCACUCAACCAUAGCAUUGGAUCUGUAGGUGAGAUAAAUGUCUCCUUUGCUUCUCGUUGCUGUUUUCAGUCCCUUCUUCUGCCCUCAUUCAUGAAUACACCUUGCCUUGAAUCUCAUAUCAUCAUGUUAUCCUACUCAAUAAUAACUCUUUAUUACAGGUACUUCUCAGAUCAUUUUUUUUGUAAAAUAAAAAAAAUUAAUCACUGUGACAUUGUCACUUUUGUAAAAAGAUUACUGCCAUAAUUUUAUUUAGAUAUUCGCAUGGAUGAUCCUCUAACACUCUGGAAUUUCAUUUCCUCGAUAGCCUCUUCUUUAAGUGAUCCUGUUCUCCAUCCAUUCUCAGCCACUCACUUUUGGUCAUUCCUUAGGCCUUGCUAUUACCAAUAACUGCCAUAAAUUUUCAUUUUCUUUGCUGUUUGCUCCUUAUCUCCCCAACCUCUCUGUAUGUUGAGGUUUUCCAGGGAUCAAUUCUGGGGCCUCUUCUCUUUGGUGUCAUCACUCCCUAUGUGAUCUCAACCAGUCUCGUGGCUUUAAAUUACCUAUAUGUUAGUGACUCAUUAAGUUAUAUCUUCAACUGAGCUCUCUUUCCUGUCCUCUAACUUUAUGUAUCCAACUCAGCUGCAUACUUGUCCUCCGCAGUUAGAUAUCAAGUCCGCAUUAAAGCUCUAUCUCCUGCAGUUUUCUCCAUCUUAAUUAAUGGAAGUUCUGUCCUUCCACUUCCUUAGCCAAAUACCUCUGGAGUUAUCCUUGAGUCAUUUCUCUCUUAGACAUUUCGCAUCAGAUAUGAAAAGAAAUUAUUUCGGUUCUAUCUUUGAAACAUAUCCACACUUCCAUCUUUUUUUUUUACCACCAGCAGUGUUGCUCUGUCUUUCUUCCCCAUUGUCUCUAGCCUGGAUUACUGCAAUAGCUUCCUAACUGAUCUUUCUGUUUUUUUCUUUCCUUUGCUUCAGUCUUCUUUGAAAACAGCAGCCAGAGCGAUCCUCUUAAAACAUAAAUCUAUCCAUAAUGUUUCUCGGUUGAAAACUUUCUAGUGGCUUCCUAUCUUUUUCAACUAUAGGAAAGUCAUUAUAGCCUCUGAGGCCCUACACAAUCUGGCCCCUUUGUAACCUCUCUGACCUCAUCUACAGCUACUGGCCCAUCUUUUACUCAAUUGCAGCCACACUAGCCUCCUUCCCAUUUGUAGAACACUCUAGUCAGGCCCUGCCUCCAGGCUUUUGCAUUUGAGGUUUCUUCUGCCUGAGCUGUCUUCCUUCAGAUAUUUGAAAGGCUCAUCCCUUCACUUCCUUUAAAGUUUUAGUUAAAUGUCUCCUUUUAGAGAGAUCUUCUAAAGCUGCCCAAUCUAAAUUUUAAUGCUGCCCCUCUUUCCCUUUUCCUUCCUGGAUCUCUUUCCUGCUUUUGUUUUGUUUUUUUCUCCUUACACAUCUUACAUAUCUUUCUCUUACAUUCUGUGUUGUACUUUUUAACUUGUUUAUUGCAUCUCUUCCCCACUAGAAUGUAAGCUCCACAAGAGCAGGUAUAUUUAUCUGCUUUAUUCACUACUGUAUUCUCAGUGCCAAAAACAUGACUGGCCAAUAUUAAGUACUCCACAAAUAUUUGUGUUUAAAUGAAUGAAUAACUGAGAAAUAUGUGUUCUGUUUGUUGCUGUUACAUAGAAAUGAAAUUGAUUACUCUAAGUUGAUCUUAAAUAUAAUGACCUUGCUAAACUCUCCAUUGCAAGAGGUUUCUUUAAAAAAAUUUCCUUGCAAAUAAUUAUAUCAUCUAUAAACAAUGAUAGUUGUGAUUUUCCUUUUCUGAUCCUGGAAAAUUUUAUGUAUAUUUCUUAUUUUUGUGCAUUGUUUAGGACCUCUAGAGAAUGGUUAAAUUGAAGAAAUUGGAACAGGCAUUCUUAUCCUUUUUUUUAUUUUAGAAGGAAUGCUUCUUAUGUUUCAGCACAAGAGAUGAUAUUUGUUAUGUCUUUGGUAGAUAUUCCUUAUUAAGUUAAAAAUGUUUACUUCUAUAUUUGCUAAGUUUAUUUGUUUUUUAUCAUGAGUUAGUGUUAAUUUUUUAAUCAUAAAUGAAUGAUAAGUUUUUUGUCAUGUUUAAGUGUUAAUUUUUAUUUUAUCAUGAGUGAAUAUUGAAUUUUCUGCCUCUGAGAUGAUUUUCUCCAUUAACAUUUUAAUGUGGUAAAUGACAUAAUGGACUUCCUAAUGUAACAUUCUAUUUCAUUCUUGGGAUGAAACUAACUCAUUCAUCAUGUGUUAUAUGAUGUAUAUAUCACUGGAUCUAGUUCACUGUUUUUUCUUAGGAUGCUUACUUCUAUUUUUUGAAUAAAACUGGCCUUUAAUUUUCCUUUUUAGUCACUGUCUUU
Messenger RNA from Delphinapterus leucas (beluga whale), 3687 nucleotides. The record is from RefSeq and is a predicted model, not a curated record. NCBI's taxonomy places the organism in Eukaryota, Metazoa, Chordata, Mammalia, Artiodactyla, Monodontidae.